UUUUCAGUGUAUACGGGCAAAGUGCCAAUGCCGGUAUAACAAAUGCAGCAAUCAUUUCUGAUUGACUUUUGCUUAAUUAAAAAAUUAAAUAUUAUUAUUUAUAAUAACUUAUGACAUACAAGUGACAAUAAUAGAAAGAUAACAUUUGAAAAAAAUUAUCAAAAUAAAAAUAAUUGAUUUUAAAUGACUUCUAUAUCAACGAUAAUAUCACAUAUAUAAUUUAUAUAUAAUAUAGAAAAGAGAAAUUAGGUGAAAAGUGAAAAGAUUUCCGUUCACGUUGACAUCGCUGUCUUUUCUAUUUUUUAAGUAUAUAUUAUAUUAAUUUCAAACAUACAAGAAAGACAAGAAAAUUCAAAAAUGUACACUGUCACCUGUAUUGCACCUGUAAAUAUUGCUGUUAUUAAAUAUUGGGGCAAACGAGACGAGAAUUUAAUUCUGCCGAUAAAUGACUCAAUUAGCGCAACUUUAGACACAGAGCAGUUAUGUGCAAAGACAACAAUAAUGGCUAGUCCUGAUUUUGAAAACAAUCAAAUUUGGCUGAAUGGCAAGGAAGAAACAAUUAACAAACGACUGCAAAAUUGUUUACAAGAAAUGAAAAAACGCGCUCAAAUUGGAAAUGAUGUAUUGCAAUGGAAAAUUCACAUUUGUUCGGAAAAUAAUUUUCCAACUGCCGCUGGAUUAGCUUCAAGUGCCGCUGGUUAUGCAUGUUUCGCAUCUGCUUUGGCUAAACUCUAUAAAGUAGAGGGAGAUAUCAGCGCAGUUGCACGAGCAGGAUCAGGAUCUGCGUGUCGAAGUACAAUGGGAGGAUUUGUCAGAUGGCACAUGGGAACUGAUCCCAAAGGAAAUGACAGCAUAGCCAGACAAAUUGCACCAGCUAAUCAUUGGCCAGAAAUGAGAAUUCUCAUUCUAGUUGUAAAAGAUGAUAGAAAAAAAGUUUCCAGCGCCGAAGGAAUGAAACGAGGUGUAGAAACUUCCGAAUUAUUAAAAUAUAGAGCCGAAUUUAUUGUUCCAAAAAUAGCAAAUCAAAUGGAAAAGGCAAUUUUAGAAAAAGACUUUCAACAAUUUGCAAAAUUAACAAUGAAAGAUUCAAAUCAAUUUCAUGCAAUUUGUCGCGAUACAUAUCCACCGUGCGCUUAUAUGAAUGAUGUUUCUCAACUCGCCGUUGAAUUAGUUCACGCUUAUAAUUCUACCGUUAAUGAAACGAGGGUAGCUUACACAUUUGAUGCGGGUCCAAAUCCAACUUUAUAUUUAUUGGAAAAAAAUGUUCCUGAAUUUAGUGCAAUUUUAGAUUAUUUCUUUCCAUCAUCGAAAGAUGCAGUUGUUGAAUAUAAAAAAGGAAUUCCAAUUUCGUCAAUCAAGCUUUCUGAAGAUCUAUUGAAAAAAAUGACAGUUAAUCAACAACCACCAGGACAAUUUAAAUAUAUAAUUCAUACACGUGUUGGAGAAGGACCAAAAAUAUUAAAAAAUGGAGAACAUCAUCUUCUAAAUAAUCAUGGUCUUCCAGUAAAGGGUUUUAUGACAAAUUAAUAUUGUUAUAAAUUUAAAAAAAUAUAUUAGGGAAAUUGAAUUUUAUUUUUAAGGAUCAUAAAGAGGUGAUAGAGAAAUAUAAAUGACAAUAAUUUACAAUAAUUUCUACAAAUUAUUGUAUCUUUGGACAAUAAUUUGUUGAUAUUCGAGGAAAAAAAAGCAAUAAAUAUUUUUUCAACAUAUAAA
Leptopilina boulardi is the source of this 1713-nucleotide messenger RNA. RefSeq names its product diphosphomevalonate decarboxylase (gene Mvd). Lineage: Eukaryota; Metazoa; Arthropoda; Insecta; Hymenoptera; Figitidae. The coding region runs from base 358 to 1527 and encodes 389 amino acids. Gene Ontology annotation, molecular function: diphosphomevalonate decarboxylase activity; ATP binding. The transcript has 9 exons. Gene Ontology annotation, cellular component: cytosol. Gene Ontology annotation, biological process: isopentenyl diphosphate biosynthetic process, mevalonate pathway; isoprenoid biosynthetic process. The record is from RefSeq and is a predicted model, not a curated record.